Messenger RNA from Octodon degus (degu), 1051 nucleotides. It is a transcript of the gene Miox, whose product is annotated as myo-inositol oxygenase. Gene Ontology annotation, biological process: inositol catabolic process. The coding region runs from base 61 to 918 and encodes 285 amino acids. Gene Ontology annotation, molecular function: iron ion binding; inositol oxygenase activity. The transcript has 10 exons. Lineage: Eukaryota; Metazoa; Chordata; Mammalia; Rodentia; Octodontidae. The record is from RefSeq and is a predicted model, not a curated record. Gene Ontology annotation, cellular component: cytoplasm.
GGGCCAACAGGAUUCCCAUCCUCCUGCCAGCCUUGCCACUAAACACUGCUGCCUCCCAGGAUGAAGGUGGCUGUGGGCCCGGACCCCUCCCUGAUCUACCGACCUGAUGUGGACCCAGAGAUGGCCAAAGACAAGGGCAACUUCCGGAACUACACUUCAGGCCCCCUUCUGGACCGAGUCUUCAACACCUACAAGCUCAUGCACACAUACCAGACAGUGGACUACGUCAGGAAGAAGCACGCCCAGUUUGGGGGCUUCUCCUGCAAAAAAAUGACUAUCAUGGCGGCUAUGGACAUGCUGAACAACCUGGUGGAUGAGUCAGAUCCAGAUGUGGAUUUUCCCAAUUCCUUCCAUGCCUUCCAGACAGCAGAGGGCAUCCGGAAGGCCCAUCCUGACAAGGACUGGUUCCACCUCGUAGGGCUCCUGCACGACCUGGGUAAGGUCCUGGCUCUGUGGGGGGAGCCCCAGUGGGCUGUUGUUGGAGAUACCUUCCCCGUCGGCUGCCGCCCACAGGCCUCAGUGGUCUUCUGUGACUCCACGUUUCAGGACAACCCUGACCUCCGGGAUCCCCGAUACAGCACAGAAUUCGGCAUGUACCAGCCCCACUGUGGGCUGGAGAACGUCCUCAUGUCCUGGGGCCAUGAUGAGUACCUGUACCAGAUGAUGAAGUUCAACAAAGUUUCCCUGCCCAAGGAGGCCUUCUACAUGAUCCGAUUCCACUCCUUCUACCCAUGGCACACGGGGGGCGACUACCGGCAACUGUGCAGCCAGCAGGACUUGGACAUGCUGCCCUGGGUGCAGGAGUUCAACAAGUUUGACCUCUACACCAAGUGCCCUGACCUGCCAGAUGUGGACAAGCUUCGGCCCUACUACCAGGCUCUGGUUGACAAGUUCUGCCCCGGGGUCCUGAGCUGGUGACCCAGCACUGUACUAGCUCCACAGGGACAACGACCCCACCAUGGCUUUGCUGGAAAUUCCACAUACCCACUCCCAGGCCCCUUCCUCCAUGGCCAUUUGCACCCUUCCUUGCAGUAAAUACCCUGACACAAUG